Messenger RNA from Pocillopora damicornis (cauliflower coral), 1984 nucleotides. RefSeq lists its product as uncharacterized. Lineage: Eukaryota; Metazoa; Cnidaria; Anthozoa; Scleractinia; Pocilloporidae. The record is from RefSeq and is a predicted model, not a curated record.
UUGAUACAUUUAGUAUUUUUUUUAGAGGUUCAAGUCCACUGGAUGGAAGAGGAAAGGAAAAUAUGUACACGAUGGACAGUAAAGCCUUGAAACCUCCAACAGGGCACACAAACUACAGGAGUCAGUAUACUUCAAGUAAAAAGAGUCAAAGUCCUGUAAGCCCCAAAGGCAUUAGUAUGAAUUACCCUGAGAGCUCUGACUCGGAGACUGGGGUAGACAGCAAGAGGACGUGGUCUGCAAGCGGUUAUUAUUCAAAUGAACAGUCACCCAGAACAAGAAAGCAGCCCUCGUCUGCAGGAUCCUCUAGAAAAAGAAACACUUCGCUCAUCAAGAGAACAGCUUCUAUGGAUAGCAUCGACCUGUUACGUUCGGUGCCACUUGCGUCAAGUGGAAAGGGUUUGUCCGAAAAGGAUCAACGCAUUGUUAAUUUGAUGAUGUCCAGACACGAAGAAGAAGAGAGAGCCCGCAAAGAACGAUUGAUGUUGGAGUUGGAGUGGGACGAACAAAGAAAAAUAGAAGAACAAAUGAAAAAAGCUCGACAGCAACAGAGACAAGCUGAAAUAUGGGACACAUAUAAGGCUAAAGAUUCUAAACAGUUUGAAGUGCGAGCAAGAAGAAUGAGAAAUGAGCAGAGGUUGAAAAAAGAUAAACUUGAGAUGCUGUUGUCAAAGGACAGCGCUUGGCAGAAGGAGAAAAGAAAACAGGAACAAAUAAGGGGUACAAAAAUGCUGGCCAAGAAAAUCAAAGAAACCGAGAAAAAACAGAAGCAGGAAGAAAAUCUCUGGCAGAAAGAAAGGGAAGACGAACUACAUCGCAACAUGACCCAGCUUAAUCUUUUAGACAGACACAAAAUUGCUGUUGAGAAGAGAGAUCGUUUAUCUGCUCAAGAACAUAUGAAACUUCAAAGUCGAAAUCACAGUGCGAAAACCAGACACGCUAGUACGAGAAAACAGUUCAUUCAACAGUUAAGCCAAGAAGAAGAGAAUCUAAAACACGAAGUGGCAAUUAAACAUCAAAAUGCUGUGAUGAAUUACCAGAGACAACUAACUCGAAAAGAUAACCAGAUGGCGUUAAACAGGAUAAAGAGAGAGGAGCGGAUUGAAAGGCAGCAGGAACAGUUGAGGAGGAAGGCGAAUGACAUGGAUGAAUGGAGGAGAGAACUCACAGUUUUCAGGGGAGAGAAAGACAAGCAAGCUGAAGGCACAGCCAAAAUGGUAAUAGCAUCCAAACAGCACAGAGUUAAAUCACAGCUUGCCGCAGAGAAAGACGAACAUCAACAAAAUCUAGUAAGAGUAAAACAAGCUCUUGAAGAAAGGAAAAGGGAAAUUCAAGAAGAUAUUGAAGUUAAAGAUGAGCGAAGUAGAAUGGUUAAUGCAGAAAAAGAGGAAAUCCGGAGACUGAACCGUGAUGCAGCUCGAACUUCUCAGGCCGUGAGGGACUUGAUCAGAGAACAGACGCUUAGAAGUUCCUUUGACAGAAUGGCAGAGGCUGCUCAACACCAAGCUCUUGUAGGGCGAGGCCCACAGACAGGACAUAAAAAUAAAUCCACUUUGAAACUGGGUUAAUUAACUUACUUAUGAAUUCGGGAGUGACUGCUAGUGAUUAUGUUUGUAAGCGUAAUUGGAAAUUGUCAAAAUAUGAAUCCUUUGUAAUAACGACAAACUAAUGUGAACAAGUAAUUCCUCGAUUUUAAUGAACUAUUUAUUUUAUCUGCACAAACACAUCAUGCGUAGUUUAGGGCAUAGGCCAUUUUGUAGCUCGUAUCCAGAAUCAAAACUUACCUUGGUGCAUGUUAGAUGUGCAUUUAAACCAAGUAAGAAUUUUUUCUCAACUAAGUAGGGUACGAAAUUUUUCAAGAGAAAACUGAACGCUAGGCCCCUCUCCGGUGUAUAUAAGUCAUGUACGUUCGCCUGAGGACAUACCUCACCGAGGUUAAAUUCACAAUGUGUAUCACUGAUGAAAAUAAAACUUACACAAAUGUUGA